Nothoprocta perdicaria is the source of this 5756-nucleotide messenger RNA. RefSeq names its product complement C5 (gene C5). Gene Ontology annotation, molecular function: protein binding; endopeptidase inhibitor activity. The coding region runs from base 85 to 5118 and encodes 1677 amino acids. The transcript is spliced from 41 exons. NCBI's taxonomy places the organism in Eukaryota, Metazoa, Chordata, Aves, Tinamiformes, Tinamidae. Gene Ontology annotation, cellular component: extracellular region. The record is from RefSeq and is a predicted model, not a curated record.
UUGCUGAUAUUCUGUUCAUCUGUAAAAACCGAAUACAAUUUAAUCCAUAUUUGCUGGCAUUUAUGGCUUGUUAUUUGUGACGCUAUGGCUAUAUUAAUUUUUCUCUUUGUUUUGCUGUUUUCUGGAACAAGUUUAUGUCAAGAUAAAACAUAUGUCCUUACAGCACCAAAGAUCUUCCGAAUUGGAGCAUCUGAAAAAGUUGUAGUUCAAGCUUUUGGUUAUGAGAAGGAAUUUUCGGUCAACAUUGCUUUAAAAAGUUUUCCAGAUAAGCUUGUCACUUAUUCUUCUGGCUAUGCGUCUUUAACRCCAGCCAAAAAAUUCCAGGAUGCUGUAACAUUAACGCUUCAACCAGCAGAUUUACCAAGAAUAGCAAAUACAGUCCAAUAUAUAUAUUUGGAAGCGGUUUCUCCACAUUUUACAAGGUUAAAAAAAAUUGCAGUUUCCUAUGAGAAUGGAUUUCUCUUUAUUCAGACAGACAAACCUAUUUAUACUCCUGAUCAGUCAGUGAAAGUCAGAGUUUAUUCUUUGAACGAAGAACUGCAGCCAGCUCGGCGAGAAACUGUCCUAACUUUUGUGGAUCCUGAUGGAGUAAAAGUGGAUAUUACAGAAGAAGAUGACUUUACUGGAAUAGUUUCUUUUCCUGACUUCAAGAUUCCUUCUAAUCCUAAGUAUGGAAUUUGGAAGAUUGAAGCCAAGUACAAGAAGAAUUUCAUAACCUCAGCUGUUGCAAAAUUUGAAGUAAAGGAAUAUGCAAUGCCAAGCUUUUCUAUUAUCAUACAGCCAGAACACAGCUUUAUUAGCUCUGACAAAUUUGAGAACUUCAGGAUUACUGUGAGAGCUAGCUAUUUUUAUAAUAAAAAGGUUCCAAGUGCAGAUGUUUUCCUUCGUUUUGGAAUAAUUGAAGAAACUGGGAAAAAAAUGAUGCCUCAUGCUUUGCAUGUAACUAAGAUCAUAAAUGGAGUUGCUGAAAUCGAUUUUAACAGCAAAAAAGCAGUUGGUUUUAUAGGAUAUCAAAGCCUAGAAGAAUUGGAUGGGUUGCGCCUGUAUAUUGCAGCAUCAGUGCUAGAAUCUUCAGGUGGCCUCAGUGGUGAAGCAGAGUUUGAUGGAGUCAUAUAUGCUGUCUCUCCUUACAAACUGAACUUGAUUGCCACUCCUCUCUUCGUGAAGCCUGGACUUCCAUUCUUCAUUAAGGUGCAGGUGAAAGACACUGUAGAUAACUUCGUUGGAAACCUCCCCGUAAUUGUCACCGCAAAAUCACUGAGCGAGCAAAUGGAUGAGACUGAGCUGAUACCUGAGGGCUCAGAGGCUGGUAGAAGAAAAACAAGUGUGAAUGAUGGAACUGCUCUAUUUGUUGUUAAUAUCCCAUCUAAUAACAAAAUACUAGAAUUUAAAGUUAGAACUGCAGAUCCAAGUCUUUCAGAUGAAAACCAAGCAACUAAAACAUAUGAAGCAAAAGCUUAUUCAUCAUUAAGUCAGAGUUACCUUUAUAUUGACUGGGCUUCAAAUCACAAAAUCGUGCAAGUAGGCGAUUUCAUAAAUAUUAAUGUAUACCCACGCAGUCACUAUAUUCAUAAAAUACAUCACUACAGCUAUUUGUUAAUGUCAAAAGGGAAGAUCAUUAGUUUUGGAACUCAAGAAAGAAAUAAGGAUUUGGAUUAUGAGCAUCUACAUUUUCAGAUAACCCAAGAAAUGGUUCCUUCAGCCCGUCUUAUUGUUUACUAUAUUGUCAUGGGAGAAGAAACUGCUGAGUUAGUAGCUGAUUCAGUUUGGCUGAAUGUGGAACAGAAGUGUGGGAAUAGUCUUGAGAUUAAGCUGUGGUCAAGCAAACAGACACUGAAGCCAGGGGAAAUCACAUCACUUAACAUGAAAACAGAGUUCAAUUCCUUUGUUGCUUUGUCAUCUAUUGACAAAGCAGUGUAUGGAGUCACAGGAAGAGGAAAGAGAGCUGUGGAAAAAAUGAUGCUACGUUUGGAAAAGAGUGACCUUGGCUGUGGUGCUGGAGGAGGACAGAACAACGUUGCCGUAUUUCGAAUGGCUGGGCUUACAUUUUUAACUAAUGCAAAUGCUGAUGAUUCAAAUGAAGCAGAUGAAACUUGCAGUGAAACUUUAAGAACCAAAAGAUCUGAUUUCAAGGAACAGAUACUCCAGAAAGUAUCCAAUUAUAGUAGGGAAAUUCAGAAGUGUUGUAUGGCUGGAGUAAAAGCAUAUCCAGUCAGUGAGACUUGCAGUGAUAGAGCUCGACGAAUUCGGAGUGGUGAAAAGUGCAUUUCAGCAUUCAGAGAGUGCUGCGAAUUUGCCAACAGACUGCGGCAGGCAGAGCCUAAUAAGCUCCUGAUACUGGCAAGAAUGCAUUUUGAGUCUGCAUUGGAAUUGGAUGAAGUAAAUGUCCGAAGUUAUUUCCCUGAAAGCUGGUUAUGGGAAGUUCAUCAAGUUUAUUCAAGGUCAAAGACUCUCUCUAUUACUCUACCUGAUUCACUGACUACCUGGGAAAUACAAGGUGUUGGCAUAUCCAAUAAAGGUAUAUGUGUUGCUGAGCCCCUGGAAGUGCGGGUUUUAAAGGAUAUCUUCUUGAGUGUUUAUAUUCCUUAUUCUGUGGUGCGAGGAGAACAAAUUGAGCUAAAAGGAUCAGUUUAUAACUAUGGAGAUUCUGUAAUUAAGUUCUGUGUUAAAAUAGCAGCUGACGAUGGAAUCUGUUCUUUUGGAGAUGCUGCAACUACUGGAAUGGGGACACGUGGUUGUGACUUCAAGUAUCUAAAUGGGGGUUCAUUGUUACCAAUUAAAUUCAAAAUACUUCCUUUGGAAUUAGGUCUUCAUACCAUCAACUUCACACUGCUGGCUGGCCAGCAUAGUGAAACUUUAGUGAAAACCUUACGUGUAAUGCCAGAAGGCAUUAAGAGAGAACUUCAUGCAGGUUUUACUUUGGACCCAAAUGGUGUUUAUGGUUUAAUCAAGAGACGACAAGAAUUUCGCUAUAAAAUUCCAUUAAAUCUGGUGCCUAAAACAAAAAUUGAUAGAAGUGUCAGCGUAAAAGGGCAUCUUAUGGGUGAAGUGAUUGCCACAGUCCUCAGUCCUGAUGGUAUCAGUGCUCUUACUAACCUACCGAAGGGCAGCGCAGAGGCAGAGCUUAUGAGUAUUGUCCCGGUAUUUUAUGUUUUUCACUACCUGGAACAAUCAAAUAAUUGGCAUUUGCUGGGUCCUAAAACCUUAUCUUCAAGAACUGAAAUGAGAAGAAAGAUGAAGGAAGGRAUUGUAAGCAUCUUGUCAUUCAGAAAAUCUGACUUCUCAUUUAGCAUGUGGAAGAAUAGACAAGCUAGCACAUGGUUGACAGCUUUUGCUUUAAGGAUUUUGGGACAAAUUAAUCAAUAUAUAAGUCUUGAUUACAUUUCUGUUUGUAAUUCGCUUCUGUGGCUGAUUGAUAACUGUCAAAUGCCAGAUGGGUCAUUCAAUGAAUUUUCAAGUUAYCAACCAGUGAAACUACAGGGUACAUUACCUACAGAAGCYAAAGAAAAAUCUUUAUAUCUCACAGCAUUUUCUCUUAUUGGAAUUGAGAAGACAAUUAAAAUAUGUCCUACUCAGAGAAUCCAUGAUGCUAGAAACAGAGCAGGAGAUUAUUUGUUGAAAAAUGUGCAAUCUGCCGAGAGCCCCUUUACAAUGGCAAUAAGUGCGUACGCUUUAGCUCUUGUGGACUUGAGCCAUCACUCGGCACAGGCAGCGUUCUCUGCACUGAAGAAGGAAGCAUUUGUCAUAGGGGACCCACCGAUUUAUCGGUUUUGGAAAGAUACUUUCAAAGCAUUAGACCGCGACACUCCGCACGCAGUUACUGCCCAAAUGGUUGAAACUACUGCGUAUGCUGCCCUUACUGCUCUGCUGAGAGGGGACAAGAACUACGCCAAUCCCAUUAUCAAAUGGUUGUCUGAAGAACAAAGGUACGGCGGAGGAUUCUAUUCAACUCAGGAUACAAUUAAUGCACUUGAGGCCUUGACUGAAUAUUCGCUGCUUGUCAAACGACUUAGUUUGGACAUGAACGUUAAGAUUGCAUACAAAAACAAUGGAGAUCUCAACGUGAUUAAACUGACAGAAGACAAUUUCGUGGGAAAAACUGUGACAGCACCUUUGGAUGAUGACAUAUAUGUAAGCACUGGCAGUAGCACUGGCUUAGCUACAGUAAAUGUGAGGACAGUGUAUAAUAUAAUUGGUACUUCGGAAGAAACAUGUAAUUUUGAACUGAAGAUUGUUCCAAAAAGUGAUAAUGGUUACAGAAGAGAAGCCAGUGAGCCCCUUGGGCGCUUAGAGGCUUGUGCAAAGUACAAGCCCAGUGCGAGAGAGCCACAGUCAGGGUCUGCACAUGCUGUGAUGGAUAUAGGUUUAGUUAGUGGACUGGAUGCCAAUACAGAAGACCUGUCUACUCUUGCAAGUGGAGUUGAUCAACUGAUAGCAGAUUAUGAGGUUAAAGAUGGGCAUGUUGUUCUGCAGAUAGACUCUGUGCCAGCUAAUAAUUUCCUCUGUGUUGAAUUCAGAAUAAGUGAGCUUUUCCAUGUUGGAAUGAUAAAUCCUGCCACAUUCACUGUCUAUGAAUAUCAUGCACCGGAUAAACAGUGCACUAUGUUAUACAACCCAUAUGGAGAUGAAAAACUUGUGAGAUUAUGUGAAGGAAAUGAAUGUAAAUGCAUGGAAGCGGAGUGUAGUCAGAUGCAAGAGAGACUAGAUGAGUCGAUAACUGCUGAUACACGGCGAGAAGCUGCAUGUCAGAAUGACAUUGCGUAUGUUUAUAAAGUGGACAUCUUAUCUCGCACUGAAGAAGGUUCUUUUGUUAAGUAUUCUGCAACUGUUCUAGAUAUAUAUAAAAGAGGAAUGGCUUUUGCUCAAAAAAAUAAUGAAAUAACAUUUGUUAAAAAGAAGACAUGUGCUGAUGUUGAGCUGAGCCCUGGAAUGCAGUAUUUGAUCAUGGGAAAAGAAGCCUUAAAGAUAAACAUUGGUUAUAAUUUCAAAUUCCAGUACCCUUUGGACUCCAGCACUUGGAUUGAAUGGUGGCCUUCAGAUAUAGUCUGUACAWCUUGUCAGGAGUUUUUAAAUACAAUGGAAGGUUUUGCUGAAGAUCUCAUCAUCAAUGGCUGUUGAUUUACUUAAGGAUUUUUUUUAAAAUAAGAAGUAUAGAUCUAAUCUCAUUUGGUGGGGGAAGUCAGCUCUUUGCUAAUUCCUUGUAGAAUUUUACAAUUAUGUGUGGCUCAUCUUGGAAAAUGUUCUUUUCUUGUAUUUUUAGUCACUUUUUUAUAAAAGUGUUCAAAUUAUGAUUUUUUUUAAGCUUGCAUGGGAGAAUAAUGCAGAACACUGCUAAGAUAUUUGAAUUCAGAUGAUUUGAAAUUAAAUGACUGUAAAAACGAACAUGGGCAGUAAUGUAUUGUGCCAGAGUAACACUUAAAAAUAUUGAAAUCCUAUGUAUUAUAAAAACAGAACUCUUUGAGGGGGAAAAAAAAUUAAAUUGUUUAUUGAAUAACUUAAACUAGUAAUAUGUUUCUUACAGCUCAUGUUUAAAAAAUACCAUGUUUGAGUUGUUAGUGCUGUAGUCUAAUUGAAAAUAAUUGUAAUAAUUGCAAAAUAAAUAAGAAUAAUAUAUCUUAAAUCACAACAAUAUCCAGAACUCGUGUACUAUCAUGUUUUCUUCAUAAUCUUAGUAGAAUGGACUUGAUGCUAAUCUAAAGAAUGCCCAAAUAUUCUGUGACAUUAAAUUUUGUGUAAAAGUUUCCAUUCCAUAAAGA